Vigna umbellata (rice bean) is the source of this 1664-nucleotide messenger RNA. Its product is annotated as heat-inducible transcription repressor. The record is from RefSeq and is a predicted model, not a curated record. Lineage: Eukaryota; Viridiplantae; Streptophyta; Magnoliopsida; Fabales; Fabaceae.
UUUUAUGAACCCCCACGAAAGAAAAAUGAAAACAGGAAGAGUUGGUUAGGCAACAGUUGAAUCUCCUGGUUCUGGUUUUUGUGAUCUCUGAGGUUGUUGUUGCUGUUGUUGUAGCAUGGCAUACAGGAGAAGGCAAAGUCUAUCAAGGGCUUCCACUUUCAGGGAAGAAUUUCAUGAUCCAUCAUCAUUGGAUGUUGCUAAGGAUUCUGAUCAUAGCCAUGCUUCUCCACCAAUCCUCUCACCUCCCUCUUCUUCUACUUCUUCUUCUUCUUCAUCUCUCCCUACUCAACCCCCCAAACCUUCUCCUUCUCGUUACCAACCCUCUCUUUCCUUUGCAUUCGCCACCCCUGACUCCGACCAUCAAAGAUCCAAGAGCUUUGAGGCUUACGGAAAUAGCAACUCCAAGUCUGGUUUCUGGGGUGUGAUUGCGCAGAAAGCCAAAUCAAUUCUGGAUGAUGAUAAGCCAAUCUCACCACACGGAACCAAGCCCCAAACAACCAAAUCAUACUCUUUUAAUACCUUUGCAGCUCCCCCUGCAACUCAGAACUCUCCUUCAGAAUUCAAGCCAGUAUAUGAAUCCCUCGACACUAACAGAAAAGUGGACAGUCCUAAAUUUCGGAAGGGCUUGGACAGAAUCACUUCAUCCCUCAAUCAACUAGGUGACACUUUUGAGAAGGCUUUUGAGGAAGGCCGAACAAUUAUGGAGAGUAAGACAGCAGACCUGAGAACUCAAAUCAGAAGAAAAUCAAGUAACUCUGGGGACACACAGCAGACUUCAGAUUUGAGAAAUCCAUUGCAAGAAGCUGCCGAGAAAGAGAAGCAAUCUAGCCAUGAAUCAAAACUCAAGGCAUCACGCGACGUGGCGUUGGCAACAGCUGCCAAAGCAAAACUACUUCUUCGGGAGCUAAAAUCAGUAAAAGCAGAUUUAGCUUUUGCUAAAGCAAGAUGUGCUCAACUUGAAGAAGAGAAUAAAAUACUCCGGGACAAAGGGGGCAGUGACAAGGGACAGAACGGUGAAGAUGAUGAUGAUAUGAUAAGGCAUCAAUUGGAGACACUUCUUGCUGAGAAGGCUCGUCUGGCGAAUGAGAAUGAGACAUAUGCAAGGGAGAAUCGUUUCUUAAGGGAAAUUGUGGAGUACCAUCAGCUGACUAUGCAAGAUGUGGUGUACAUAAAUGAGGGCAUGGAAGAAGUCACUGAAGUUUACCCUUCAGAUGCCUCUGGGGUGACACGGUUCUUAUCAGUCACACCACGUUCACCAUCACCUGCUAGGGAUGUUCUUGUCUCACCAGGCCUACCUAUGCUGUCAAAAGAAAUAUUUACUGUGAAAGAAGAGGAUGAGAACAGCACUACAGAAGUUGAGACUCCUGCUACUGUCUAAGUUUCUCCACAUACAAAAUCUUCUCUUUCUUUCUUUUUUCUUUUCUUUUCAUGGUUCAGCCUUAGAUGAAUUUCUCUUGCUUUGAGGAAAAUACGUGCAUGCUUUGAAACGAUUACUUAUUUUUCUUCAACCUUUUUAGGAAGAGAGUGGGGUAUGUGAAGAGAAAGCCAUAUUUUUUGUUUUGUGUGUGACUUUCCUUUCAUGGUGAGGUUGGUUUGGCAAAUUCAUUUUCAAACAAAUGUAUUGAUUGAUCAUAAGUUUUUGGAGCUGGAUCUAUUUCGAAUGU